GGCGGCCGGCUGCCCCUGACGCGCCGCUCCGAGCCGGUGGUCGGCCAGCCCGCGCCGCCCGGGGCCCUGCGGCGCGGAGAUGAGCAGGUCGGCGGCGCUCCUGCUCUGCCUGCUGGGCUGCAACGUCUGGAAGGCGGUGACCAAGACGCUGCGGGAACCCGGCGCCGGAGCCCAAGAGGUCACCCUGAAGGUCCACAUCAGUGACGCCAGCACCCAUCAGCCUGUCCCCGAUGCCCUCAUUGAGAUUUUCACCAACCAGCUCUCCAUCGCCUCUGGCACCUCGGGGACAGAUGGCGUCGCCUUCCUCAAAUUCCAGUACAAGCUGGGCAGUCAGCUGACGGUCGCCGCCACGAAGCACGCCUACGUGCCAAACUCUGCGCCGUGGAAGCCAGUCCGGUUACCCGUGUUUUCUUCACUGAGCCUGGGCCUGCUUCCAGAACGAUCUGCUACUCUGAUGGUGUAUGAAGAUGUUGUCCAAAUAGUCUCAGGAUUCCAAGGUGCCCGGCCGCAGCCCCGCGUGCAUUUCCAGAGGAGAGCUCUGCGGCUGCCGGAGAACACCAGCUACAGUGACCUGACAGCCUUUCUCACGGCUGCCGGCUCCCCCUCGGAGGUGGACGGCUUUCCUUAUUUGCGGGGAUUAGAUGGAAACGGAACAGGAAACGGCACCAGGUACGACCUGACCCCCGUCACCGCCGUCAGCGUCCACUUGCUGAGCAAUGACGGAACGCCGGUGCUGGUGGAUGGCCCCAUUUAUGUCACCGUGCCCCUGGCCACCCACAGCAGCCUGAGGCACAAUGCGUAUGUCACAGCGUGGCGGUUUGACCAGAAACUAGGAACGUGGCUGAAGAGUGGUCUCGGCCUCGUGCACCAGGAGGGCAGCCAGCUGACGUGGACAUACAUCGCCCCUCAGUUGGGGUACUGGGUGGCGGCCAUGUCUCCUCCCAACCCAGGUCCCGUUGUCACACAGGACAUCGCCACGUAUCACACGGUGUUUCUUUUGGCCAUCUUGGGAGGAAUGGCUUUCAUUCUUUUGGUUUUGCUGUGUCUCCUUUUAUAUUAUUGCAGGCGGAAGUGCUUGAAACCCCGCCAGCACCAUAGAAAACUGCAACUUCCUGCCACCCUGGAGAGUUCCAAAAGGGAUCAGUCAACGUCCAUGCCACACAUCAACCUGCUGUUUUCUCGGCGGGAGUCAGAAUUCCCGGGCCCGCUCUCCGUCACCAGCCAGGGCCGCCCCCCGGACACCCCGGGCUCAAAGGAGCUGAUGAGCGGAGUCCAUUUAGAGAUGAUGUCUUCCAGCGGGGAGGUGGACAUGCACACGCCCAUGCUGAAGCUCUCCUACAGCACCUCGCAGGAGUUCAGCUCCAGGGAGGAACUCCUGUCUCACAAGGAGGAGGAGAAAAGCCAAAUCUCCUUCGACAACCUGACACCUAGUGGGACGUCGGGAAAAGAUUACCGUAAGUCGGUGGAGAUUUUCCCCUUAAAGGCCAGGAAAUCUGUGGAAAGGGAAGGCUGUGAGUCCCCCGGCAGCAGCGACUACAGGAGGAAUUACGGCGCCAUGCGCCCGCAGCCUUUAUUCGAAAAGCAAGACAGAGACGGCCAGGCCUCCGUGCCCCACAUUUCCACAGGAAGUAAGCUCACCAUUCAGGAACACAUGUACCCCGCGCCUUCGUCUCCGGAGAAAGACCAGCUCGUGGAGCGCAGACCUACUGAAUGUAUGAUGUCGCGAUCAGUAGACCACCUGGAGAGACCUACCUCUUUCCCGCGGCCCGGCCAGCUCAUCUGCUGUAGCUCCGUGGACCAGGUCAAUGACAGCGUUUACAGGAAAGUAUUACCCGCCUUGGUCAUCCCGGCUCAUUACAUGAAACUGCCGGGGGACCAUUCGUAUGGGGGCCAGCCCCUGGUGGCCCCAGCCGACCAGCAGCUCGAGAUCGAAAGACUGCAGGCCGAGCUCUCCAGCCCUCACGCGGGCCUCUUCCCACACGCGUCCUCACAGAUCCAGGCCCAGCCCUUGUCCUGCCAGGCCAUCUCGCAGCAGCACCUACAGGACGCGGGCGCCCGGGAGUGGGCCCCGCAGGAUGCGUCCAUGUCCGAGUCCCUGUCCAUCCCGGCGUCCCUGAACGACGCGGCCUUGGCUCAGAUGGGCGGCGAGGUCCAGCUCCUGACCGAAAAGGCGCUGUUGGAACUCGGCGGGGGGAAGCCCCUUCCCCACCCCCGGGCCUGGUUCGUGUCCCUGGACGGCCGGUCCAACGCCCACGUCAGACAUUCCUACAUUGAUCUCCAAAGAGCUGGGAGGAACGGAAGCAACGAUGCCAGUCUGGAUUCUGGCGUGGACAUGAAUGAACCCAAAUCUGCGCGGAAGGGGAGGGGGGACCCCUUGUCUCUGCCGCAGAACCGCGCGCCCGUCCAGGAGCACGUCCAGAAAGAGCCGCGGGCCGCGGACGGCUCGGCCUACACGCAGCUCGUGUACCUGGACGACACGGACCAGGGCGGCGUCGAGGGCGGCGCCGCGGUCGCGACGCCCGAGGACGGUGCCCUGCGGUGCCUGCUGGACGGCGGCGGCCGGAGGGGCGGCGGCCAGCUGCCCAGCCUGCAGGAGGAGACGACGAGGCGAACGGCGGACGCCGCCCCGGCGCCGUCGGCCAGUCCCGACGAGAGGCGAGCCGCCCCGGAGGACGAGGACGAGGACGACGACGACGACGACGACGACGACGACCAGGGCGAGGGCAAGAAGAGCCCGUGGCAGAAACGGGAAGAGCGACCCCUGAUGGCGUUCAACAUCAAAUGAGCGGCGCGGGCCGCCC
Messenger RNA from Kogia breviceps (pygmy sperm whale), 2801 nucleotides. It is a transcript of the gene FAM171A1, whose product is annotated as family with sequence similarity 171 member A1. Gene Ontology annotation, cellular component: plasma membrane. Lineage: Eukaryota; Metazoa; Chordata; Mammalia; Artiodactyla; Physeteridae. The record is from RefSeq and is a predicted model, not a curated record. Gene Ontology annotation, biological process: regulation of cell shape; stress fiber assembly.